UGGGGAGGCGGAGCCGUCAUGAAGCCCAACUUCUCUCUGCGACUGAGGGUCUUUAACCUCAAUUGCUGGGGCAUUCCCUAUGUGAGCAAGAACCGGGCCGACCGCAUGAAGCGCCUGGGAGACUUUCUGAACACGGAGGGCUUCGACCUGGCUCUACUGGAGGAGGUGUGGAGUGAGCAGGACUUCCAGUACCUGAGACAGAAGCUGUCACCCACUUACCCAGCUGCACACUACUUCAGGAGUGGAAUCAUUGGCAGUGGACUCUGUGUCUUCUCCAAACACCCAAUCCAGGAGCUCACUCAGCAUGUCUACACCCUCAAUGGCUACCCCUACAUGGUCCAUCAUGGCGACUGGUUCUGCGGGAAGGCUGUGGGGCUGCUGGUGCUGCAUCUGAGCGGACUGGUGCUCAAUGCCUAUGUGACCCACCUCCAUGCCGAGUACAACCGACGGAAGGACAUCUACUUAGCACAUCGUGUGGCCCAAGCUUGGGAGCUGGCCCAGUUCAUCCACCACACAUCCAAGAAGGCCGACGUGGUACUGCUGUGCGGGGACCUCAACAUGCACCCGGAAGACCUGGGCUCCUGCCUGCUGAAGGAGAUGACAGGGCUGCAUGAUGCCUAUCUCGAGACCCGGGACUUCAAGGGCUCUGAAGAUGGUAACACGAUGGUAUCCAAGAACUGCUACGUCAGCCAGCGGGAGCUGGAGCCGUUCCUCUCCGGCAUCCGCAUUGACUAUGUGCUGUACAAGGCGGUCUCUGGGUUCUACAUCUCCUGUAAGACUCUAGAAACCACCUCAGGCCACGCCCCUCACAGCGGCAGCCCGCUUUCUGACCAUGAAGCCCUGAUGGCUACUCUGUGUGUGAGGCACAGCCCUCUCCUGCAGAGCUCCAGCUUUGCACAGGGACCAGCGGAGAAGUCACUGUUGCUAAGUGUGCUGACAGAGGCCCGGAUGGAGCUGGGCCAGGGCUUGGCUCAUGCUCGCUGGUGGGCUACCUUUGCGGGCUCUGUGGUUGGUCUGGGGCUGCUGCUCCUGGCGGUGCUGUGCAUCCUGGUGGCUGGAGGAGGCGCCAGGGAAGCUUCUGCACUGCUCUGGCUCCCAGUGGGACUGGUGCUGGGGGCGGGUGCAGCCUACAUCUUCCACACACAGGAGGCCAAUGGCUUGUCCAGGGCCCAGGCUGAGCUCCAGCAUGUGCUGGGCAGGGCAAAGGAGUACCAGGACCUGGGUGCAGAGCCCCAGCCAGCCCUGCUCCGGGGUCAGCAGGCGUGGGACAGAGCCGAGGAGCAAUAAAGUGUGGCAUUUUCAUG
Messenger RNA from Carlito syrichta (Philippine tarsier), 1304 nucleotides. It is a transcript of the gene SMPD2, whose product is annotated as sphingomyelin phosphodiesterase 2. The record is from RefSeq and is a predicted model, not a curated record. NCBI's taxonomy places the organism in Eukaryota, Metazoa, Chordata, Mammalia, Primates, Tarsiidae. The transcript is spliced from 10 exons. Gene Ontology annotation, cellular component: cytoplasm. Bases 19 to 1287 code for a protein of 422 amino acids. Gene Ontology annotation, molecular function: sphingomyelin phosphodiesterase activity.